AUGAAAUACGGGCAACAGUUGGAGCACGAGUCUGUUCCGGAAUGGAGCCUCCACAAUCUCGACUACAACUCUCUGAAACAUGAGAUCAAGGUACACACAGCGCGGGACCAGGCCACGGCCAUUGCUAUUCCGGGGCAUCAAGAUACCACCUUGAAGAAGUUUGAAGAUGGUCUCUACGACGAACUAUGCCGUCAGCAUGAUCGGGUUGAUCUCUUCGUCACUAGUAAGGCGGACGAAGUUUCGAGGAGAUUAGAGCAUCUUGCCACUAAGAUUGAGUGCGUGCUUGCCAAGAGCGCUGGUACGAACGACUCGACCAAGUCGUUGAAACGACAACGAAGGUUGGCCAGGUACGAACGGGAACUAUUACGCUGUGGCGAGGAAAUCUAUGCCGUGUCACGGUUUGCCAAUGCCCAAGUAGUCGCCUUCCGAAAGAUACUUAAGAAGUACAAGAAGUGGACGGGCUCGACGACGCUGUCUGCUCGCUUCAACGAAAAUAUUCUUGGCGACCCCAAGAGCUUCACAAAACGCACAUUCGAGCACCUCCGCAGCCGACAUGAUGAGAUACUCUCUACUCUAUUGGCGGAGACGCCCCACUUCAGCGAGCCUAGUUCACCUGAAUCCCAUGAGCAUGUGGCGCCAAAAUCAGCUUCACCUGGACAGAGUCGUCAUCGGCAUGUAGAGUUCGAACCGCUUCCUCCUGCAAGUACUGACUCGCCAGUCAAGUACUGGAACGAGUAUGAUGAUGGCAGCGAAGCAGGAGAGCCUGAAGAAUAUGCCAUUUACAUCGAUCCUGAAGAGGAUACUGGAUUCCCCGGCGUUGCCUAUGUGAAUGCCAUGCUGUCGUUGCCGUACAAGAAAGCAAAGCGAUGGUUCAAAUCCAGGCGGGGCGGCCACGAAAACCAACCCCUUCUCGCUUCAGAGGUGGGUAGCCAAGGAAGUAUGGGAUACGCAUCCACAGUCGUCAAUACGGAUUCAGAGGAGGAAGGAUAUGCUAGCUCGGAUGGAUAUCCUCAACUUGGCUAUGCUACGCAUUACGCCCUUCCGAGCAUCAGUGAGCAGAAGGUUCAAAGGUGUAGAGAACAUUCACUCGUGUGGGGCACUCUUGGUUGCUUUGUAGUAUCGUUUGCACUACUUGGCAUCGCCAGUUUGCUGAUACUCACGGGGAAACGAAAACUCCGUGUUGAAGUUGAUGCCGGUGUGACGGUGGGCGUCAUGAUCAGCCUGUUUUGCGCCGGGUCAGGACUUGGCAUGACGCUAUAUCGCCGAGACCCGCUGUCGAUCCCCUACAAACUGAUGGUGUCGAGUGCGUUUGUUGCGUCGUGUAUUCUGAACGGCAUGCUUCUUGUUUUGGUCAUGGGCAACGCGUCCUGA
This is a messenger RNA of Metarhizium album ARSEF 1941, 1371 nucleotides long. Its product is annotated as spx. Lineage: Eukaryota; Fungi; Ascomycota; Sordariomycetes; Hypocreales; Clavicipitaceae. The record is from RefSeq and is a predicted model, not a curated record. The coding region runs from base 1 to 1371 and encodes 456 amino acids. Gene Ontology annotation, biological process: polyphosphate metabolic process; microautophagy; vacuole fusion, non-autophagic. Gene Ontology annotation, cellular component: vacuolar transporter chaperone complex; fungal-type vacuole membrane. The transcript is spliced from 4 exons.